Messenger RNA from Vollenhovia emeryi, 426 nucleotides. Its product is annotated as 50S ribosomal protein L17, chloroplastic-like. The transcript has a single exon. The coding region runs from base 1 to 426 and encodes 141 amino acids. Gene Ontology annotation, molecular function: structural constituent of ribosome. Lineage: Eukaryota; Metazoa; Arthropoda; Insecta; Hymenoptera; Formicidae. The record is from RefSeq and is a predicted model, not a curated record. Gene Ontology annotation, cellular component: ribosome; cytosolic large ribosomal subunit. Gene Ontology annotation, biological process: translation.
AUGCAUAGACACGGAUACAAAGGUCGGAAGUUUGGUCGCGAACGUGACCAGCGUCGUGCUUUGCUGAAGGGUUUGGCAACAAGUCUUGUUGAACAUGGCAAGAUUGAAACGACGCUUCCAAAAGCGAAAGAGCUUUCGCGCUAUAUAGAAAAACUGAUUACAAAGGCGAAAAAAGGUGAUUUAGCCAACCGUCGCGCUGUGAUCGCAGGCUUAAGCACGCAAGCAGCCGCAUUUAAGCUUGUAGACGAGAUUGCACCUCAGCUAAAAGGACGCAACUCUGGUCACGUGCGAGUAAAGCGAACACGCAUUCGCGUUGGUGACGCUGCUCAGCUUGCAACUAUUUCAUUUGUUGACGAACUAAAAGCACAGCCAAAGCAAGAAGCUGGACCUGUAAAGAAAACGACAGCGAAGAAGGAGGCUAAGUAA